Alternaria arbusti is the source of this 1251-nucleotide messenger RNA. RefSeq lists its product as uncharacterized. NCBI's taxonomy places the organism in Eukaryota, Fungi, Ascomycota, Dothideomycetes, Pleosporales, Pleosporaceae. Gene Ontology annotation, molecular function: O-methyltransferase activity. Bases 1 to 1251 code for a protein of 416 amino acids. The record is from RefSeq and is a predicted model, not a curated record. The transcript has 2 exons.
AUGGCGAGUGUAUUGACUUCCCUCAACACUCAACUCGAGGAUGUGCUUCACACUCUCAAGUCCGAUCCUGUGAGCCAGGAGUUACAGAAGGGUCUGCAUGACCAUGCGAAGGGUGCGCUGCCGGAUCCAGAGCUGAAAAGCCUGGCCAAUAAAUCCAUCGACCUGCUGCAUCAGAUUGAACAGAUGCUUGAGCCCGGGUACUUGGUACUUGCAGACCACUUUUUGGGCUACGUUCACGCCAAAUGUCUCGUCGCAGCAGUGGAUCUGAGCAUUGCCGACACGCUCGAGAAAUCCGGACCAAUGGAUAUCGACUCGCUCGCCAGUGCCUGCUCGGCCCGUGGCGACCGUCUCGCGCAGGUGCUGCGUGUGCUGAUCAGCAACGGCAUCUUCGCGUACAACAAAACGACUAAGAAAUACACAAACAAUGCCACGUCCAAAUUGCUCCUGUCGGACCACUGGACGCAAUGGCAUCGCUGGGCUACCUUGUACGGAAAUCAAUUCUACGACAUGGCGCGCGGCAUCCCGUCGUCGCUGCGCAAAGAUGCCAACCGCUCCGCUGCGCAGAUCAACUAUGAUACAGAUCUCAACAUGUUUGAGUAUUUUCGCGGUCAGGGAUGGGUGCCGCAGCUGCAUGCGACACUUGGUGCAGGUGCUGCAGCCCAGGCGCCUGGCAUCCUGGCAGACUAUCCUUGGAACGACUUCGACGGCGAAACCAUCAUGGAUAUUGGUGGCGGUGGCGGCGGCUUCAUCGCAAUGCUGUUGCGCGCACACAAGUCUCUCAAGGGCGGCAUAUUCGAUUUGCCCCACGUCAUCGAGUAUGCGAAACCGCUGUUUCACUCCCAGGGCGGCCAGUUUGCCGACGUCGGCGCGCAGAUCCCAGCAGAAAAUCUAAUCGGUGGGGAUUUCUUCGAGAGUAUUCCCCCUUCCAAGGUCUACACGAUCAAAUGGACGCUGCAUGACUGGCGCGAUGAUGAUGCUAGGCGCAUUUUGCGCAACAUCGAGAAGGCGAUUGUGCCGGGGGAGCACAGCAAAUUGAUCAUCUUGGAGGAGAUCUUGGAUACCACGAGGAGCGCGAGGCUAUCGAGAUAUGGUGAUAUGAACAUGAUGAUCGCAGCAAAUGGCGUCGAAAGGACGAGGGAUGAGUGGCAAGCGUUGGCGGACAGUGCGGGCUGGGUUAUUACCAAGACUUACCCACUUAGAAACGCCUGGCAUUGUGCGUUUGAUCUGGUGCCCAAGAGUUGGCAGAGAUAA